UCCUGUUGCUGUUUAUAACAUAUGCUGCCAGAUGUUCCAUCGGACUAUUUAUUGAUCCUGUGUGGUUCCUUAGUAAAGAACUGGGGAAGUGUCGUGACAGCUAGCGAACCUUGCUCUGACUCCACACAGAUACCUGUAGUCAUCAUCGAUAGUCAAAGCAUUGAAAUCUAGUCCAGGUGGUGGGAUUGUACCCUUGACCACUACGACCUUCUUAGACAAAUCUAAGUACUUUGUUUUCAUUGGCUCCAUUCGCUGGUAGAAGUCUCUGAAAGGCUGUUUUCUCUGAUGCUGAGUCGGUGUCGUGUUUGAUUUAAACAACAAGUCUCUAGAACUAAGAGAUCAAGUCUCUGGGAGAGAGAAAGAGAAGAACAUGGGAGUCGCUAACUCCAGGGAUCACCAUCUCUACCACCCCUCACAGUCUCCCAUCAAGGUGGUGCUGAAAAGACGCAACGAGCCACUGAAGAAGGAGUGUCUUAAAUGGAAGAAUGAGUACCCUAUGACAGAGGGCCAGCUGAGGUGUAAGAGGGAUGAGUUUUGGGACACGGCCCCAGCCUUUGACGGCAGGAAGGAGAUUUGGGAUGCGCUCCGAGCAGCAGCGGUGGCCGUAGAGCUUAACGACCUGGAAAUGGCUCAGGCUAUAGUGGACGGAGCCUGCAUCACACUACCACAUGGUACUCUGACAGAGAGUUAUGAUGAACUGGGGAACCGCUACCAGCUUCCUGCUUACACUCUAACCCCUCCCGCCAAUCUCAUCACUGAACGCACCAAUGACAGCGAAGCUCCCGAUCAAAAGGAGCCGAAAAAGCCUCCCGCCUUUUCCAAAGAGGAGUUCCAGCUACGAGUUCGACUCUCGUGCGGUAAGGACCUCCGUAUAAGCGCCUCCAUGUCAGACACCAUCUCCCAGCUGAAGACAGUCCUGGAGGGGCAGGAGGACAUCGAAGUGGCCCACCAACGCUGGUUCUUUGCCGGUAAACUGCUCACAGACAAGAUUCGACUCCAGGACACCAAGAUACAGAAAGACUUUGUGGUCCAGGUCAUCGUCAACAACUACUUACCAGUUACCAAACUCAUGCCAAACUGAGAAGAAAUGGAGAAGGAUGGAUGGGAGAGCAGGAGGAAAGGAUUGAGAUGAAAAGGGGACAGAGAGAGGGGUCGCGAAAGACUGGGAUAGAGUGCAGGCAGAAAAGGAUGGGAGAAUGUUGGUCAAGGCCUUAUUUCUCUCCUUUGGAAGUUCAAGCACACCAGGGUCAUGUUCAUUAGUGCACACCGUAGGAAAACGUAACAAAACAUUUUGCAACAUUUCUCAUUGGUCAUGUUCAGAUGGUCCGAAAUGUGGAAAGACUUUUCUUCCAUUUCGUGCCUAGUGAAUAGGACACUGGACUGUUGGUUGCUGCAAUGGAAUGUUGGUUGCUGCAACAGAAUGUUGUAAUUAGUUUGUUUGCUUUUGUAUUUCUUAUCCUCUUUUUGAAUUUUCCUAAUGAGCCCACAUUGUUACUGAGUAAAAAUACACAAAUUCUGCAUAGCUUGGCAAAGCACUGACAAACUGUAUAAUGAACGGGAAGAGAAUCAUGGCAUAUGGAGAAGAGAUAUUUCUCCCAUGAAUCUGUCUGUCUACAAAUCAUUCCUUGUGAGUUUGUCCUUGUGGAACUUUGAACUGUGGAAAGUGUCCUGCCUGAUGGUACAAAUAUUCUAUUGGAUCUCUAUCUAUACUGAAAGCCAAUCGAUUUGUACCCUAUCGAUUGUCUAAUGUUUACCUAAUGGGAGAGAAGAAUAUUGACAGAUUAAUGAACGAAAGUGUAUGUAUUGUUUCAAUACUUGUUGGAUCAUCAUAUACAAAUAUUUGAAAUUUUACGUGACAAGGUUCAUGAAAAGUCAACGAUUUGAGGAAAAAGUGAAUAUACAGGUUUAUAAAGGUGAAAAUAGCAGAUUUGAUUUCCAUCUACUGUAUUUUUUGAACCAAUUAUGGAGAAAAUGCUGGAAAGUGUAUGAAUAUUUGUUAAUGAAUUUAUUAAUAAA
Oncorhynchus tshawytscha (Chinook salmon) is the source of this 2016-nucleotide messenger RNA. Its product is annotated as ubiquitin domain-containing protein 1-like. The record is from RefSeq and is a predicted model, not a curated record. NCBI's taxonomy places the organism in Eukaryota, Metazoa, Chordata, Actinopteri, Salmoniformes, Salmonidae. Bases 371 to 1081 code for a protein of 236 amino acids. Gene Ontology annotation, molecular function: protein binding. The transcript is spliced from 4 exons.